AUGUCAUCCUUGCCCCUCCCUUGUGUUAAAAGGGUGCAGCAGCCCCUGCUCAUCUCAUCUGCGCACAAAACCCUCCUGCUACGUUGCUCCAAGCCCGGACCUCCGCCGGACGGCAUAGCGAGUGGACUCCCGAGAAGAGGAAGUGGUAGAGAUAUGGGCAACUCGUGCAGUGGAUUCCCGAGCAAAGGAACUGGUAGAGAUGAUUCAGGCAACUCUUGCCUUACUGCUGAUUCCUCUCCUUUCCUUCUGGGAAAGGCACAUGAUCCAGCUUUCAAAUGGACGAUUUAUGGCUUCUCAGCUCUAUUUGAGAGGGAAGCUAUACCAGCCAGCUCCGCUUCUUUUGACUGCUGCGGGUACAAAUGGUCCCUGCAAGUGACCCUAAUGCAUAGAAAAUCUGGUACUAAAGUUCCAUAUGUAGCUCUUUGUCUUACUCUAAGCCAAAGCAGCUUGAAGCCUGGUUACCUCAUGCAUGCUUUAUUCGAGCUAUCUAUAUACAAUCACUCAAAUGGGUCAUAUUGUGGAUGCAAAGCUAGGUACGACUUCGAUGCCAAGAAGUUCUAUUCGAAGAAUGAAUGCUUGAUUACUGUUGAAGAACUACUGAAAUCAGCUGAUUUUCUGGUUGAUGAUAACUGUGUCUUUGGUGUGAGGAUAUUGCAAGCAGAUGUCUCUCCUCAAAACAACCUUGCUGUGGCUCCAGAUAAUACUAUUACUAUUCGGGAACUGUUUCUGCAGAAGAAGGAAUUUAUCAAAGGAAAUUACACCUGGAACGUGAACAACUUCCUUGCCUUGAAGGAGUCAGUCCUUUCUCCCGCAUUUGAAGCCUGUGGGCACAAAUGGCACAUCAAGAUGCAUCCACUCGGUGACCAGUACAGCACAGAUUCACUUUCCAUGUACCUGCAAAUGCAUGACCCGGCCGAGCUUUCUCAGGAAUCCGGGAAGAUGUUUGAAGUGACCCUGUCCAUCCUGAACCAAGAGCAAGGACAAAACUACAGCCGUCCAGGUCGCCUUGUGUUCAAUGGAAAUCUUGGAUGGGGCUGGUCAGACUUCAUUCCACUCAAGAUACUGAAGGACCCUUCCAAAGGCUACCUCGUGGCAUCAAAGUGGAGUGUGAAGGCGGACAUCACUUGCAUUGGGUCAACCAACGAUGUUCAGACACCACUUGUUGCAUCUCUCUUGAAGGACGAGAAGUAA
Messenger RNA from Miscanthus lutarioriparius, 1191 nucleotides. The record is from the annotation of a GenBank genome assembly. NCBI's taxonomy places the organism in Eukaryota, Viridiplantae, Streptophyta, Magnoliopsida, Poales, Poaceae.